Molecule: messenger RNA, 2439 nt
Organism: Rotaria sp. Silwood1
Lineage: Eukaryota; Metazoa; Rotifera; Eurotatoria; Philodinida; Philodinidae
Source: the annotation of a GenBank genome assembly
AUGAAUAACGACCAAUUUCGUAAAUCUUCUGUUUUGUCUGUAUCAGAACGUAAUUCAAAUAGUGAGUUUUAUACAAAUACCGAAUCUGAUCCACAAAUAUCAAAUUCAAAGAAAUAUCCAUCGGAUAUCAAUGUCGACAAUACUUCAUCAUCAAUUACAUCAUUACCAUUUUCAAAUCAAUCAACAGACGAAUCCAGUUCAUUAUCAAUUCAAUGUGGUUUAGAAAAUAUGGGAAAUACUUGCUAUUUUAAUGUGAUUUUACAAGUCUUAGCUCAUACACCAAGGCUGACGGGUGAUAAUCCAUAUCAUUGUAAUAAGUGCGACCCUAAACCAAAUCCUAUAAUUACAACGUAUAUGUAUUCUACACCAUUAGUUUUAUUUAUUUCGCUAAAACGAUAUAAAGCAAAUGGUGAAGAAAAAUUGCAUUCUAAAAUUAAAUAUAUAGAAGAAUUAAAACUUGAUGAAUGGUUGAGUAAAGAUCAUUUGAAUACUAUUUCUGAUGAAAAGAAAGUUUAUCAUCUUUUCGCUGUCGUUAUUCAUAAUGGUAAUGAUAUGGAGAAUGGUCAUUAUAUUUGUUACGUCAAAGAUGAAAUUACUAAUAAUUGGUAUGAAGCAAAUGAUAAGUUGUUUAAAAAAGUUGUUUUCAGAUUUGACAAAACAGAAUCAGUCUAUCUUCUGUGCUAUGCACGAUCUGAUCUGAAUAAAACAAUAACACUUGAUAGUUUUAGUGAAGAACAUAUAUCGACAAUGUCAAUUAACAUUCCACAUAAGACUUCUAUAACUGAAGAAACUUUAAAUGUUUUAAAAAAUGAAGUUCAAUUUAAAUUUCAUGAGAAUGUACUUUCUUCCCAAAGAACUCUUUAUGCAUGGUGCGAAGCGUUGAAGUCUUCAAAUCCAGAAAAGCCGAAGUCCCCAACGCGUCUUUGGGUUAAAGGAGCACGUCAUGAUAAAGAUAAGACUAGUCAUCCAAAAUUAUCCGUAUGAUAUAAAUGAGUUGACUUCUAUUAUCUACAUACAUUUUGCAAUUUAUACUUUAGUGGAACAUUGAUGAAGGAUAUCGGAAACACUCUUGGUCACUGAAAUUGUAUCCGGUUACAGAAAGGGUUCCACAAAGUACCAUACAUUGCAAACAGUUGACAAAAAAAUUUUUACUACUUAAAAACGACGGAUCAUAUAAAUUGCUCGAUUCAAUCAGAAUUGAAUUAACACCAGAAGAUGUGUCAAAGGAACAUUAUACGUAAGAUUAAUUUUGUAAUUGGUCUUUACAGACAUAUAAAGAGCAACUCAAGUUAUUUUCCUUAAAUAUUUUAUUAAACAUUUUGACAAAAAUUUAGUUCGUUUUCUUUGUACAUACUUUGAUGAACAUCAGUCAGUAAGUGCGACAAUUUCUUGGAAGUAAUAGGUUAGUGUUUAGUUAUCAAAUUACCGAUAAUGAAUUCAUUGUUGGAUACAUAGUUUAACAUGACUAGUGAGAAAUUUUAAUUGCCUUCUCCAACAUUUACUCAUCAAACUUCAAUGUGAACUAUCACAUAUCCUAGUCAAUAGUAAUCAUAGAACUCGACGAAAUUUUUUAAUAUUCAAUUAGAGAUUCUAUAUCAACAACGUUUUGUUAUAAUAUAUAGACUGUUUUAUUACUACAUCUCACAAGAAUAACUACAGAGAAACUGGAGAAAUAUGUUACGAGAUAUAUAUAGAAUAAAACAGUUUCCUGAUGAUUAAUAUCAGUAAUUACCCAAUGUUUUACAUCUACAACGGGCAUCAUAUAGGUUAACAGAUUUUCCUUUAUUCGUAGACUAUUGGUAUGUGUUGUCAAUGAAAAUAAUGUAGUUCAUGCUAAACAUAAACAACUAAAGCAUUUGUACGAUUCUAAAACAAACAAGUUUUUAUCGUCAAAUGAUAGCAGAGUCCCAACUGAUAACAAUCACGAUAUCGAUUUCAACAAUUAUCAUUUGGUUGUUCAACUGUGUGUCGAUGAAAAAGAAUUAAAAUCAUGCAUUUCACAUUGUAUAGCUCCAGGUCAGUAAUGUUGACUACAUAAGUAGUAUUUAGUAAGUUUUGUUUGUUUCAGCUAAACGUGGUAAAGCAAACGAACGGAAACAAGCGAACGCAGAAUCAUCGAUGCCAACUAGAAAAAGACCUCAGGAUCAUGGAUGUCAUCGGACUGAAUCGAAAAAACAAAAACGUUAGGAUGUGAAAUUGACAAUAAGAUGUAAUUGGAAGAGCAGUGUCAAGUCUUAAGUGUGAAACAAUUGUUAGUGUAAUAAACUAACUUGAUAAAUAGGUGUUAUUGUUUUUGUUUUUGUUUUUAUGGAUAGUAAAAGAAUUGUUUGUUUUCGACCGGUUUCUCUUUAUUUAUUAAUAAAGUUCAUCAGGAAGUAAACAAGACUAAAAAGGGUGUGGGUGUGGGUGUGGGUGUGGGUGGGGUGUGGGGUGUGGGUG